Molecule: messenger RNA, 2476 nt
Organism: Conger conger (European conger)
Lineage: Eukaryota; Metazoa; Chordata; Actinopteri; Anguilliformes; Congridae
Product: pyridoxal kinase-like
Exons: 12
Coding region: 260-1180 (306 amino acids)
Biological process (GO): pyridoxal 5'-phosphate salvage
Cellular component (GO): cytosol
Molecular function (GO): pyridoxal kinase activity
Source: RefSeq, a predicted model, not a curated record
AGGACCCCAUUUGCGCACCGCCUCCCAUGUUGAACUUUCAUUCUUUAAGGGACUGAGAACUUUUAGAUAGCAUUAUGUUUAGCUUAAAGCGUAGUUAUUGAAUGAAGUGGAAGCAUACAACGCGGAACUGUAUGCAGUUAUCACUAACGUUAAAGGGCAAGAUGAUUUCCGCUAGGUGAGCUACUGUGUGUCAACGUAGCCUACACUCUCCGCUCGCGAACCCUGGAUUGGAGUUGAUUAAAAAAUAGCUACGCACGAAAUGGAAUGCAGAGUGUUGUCAAUACAAAGUCAUGUUGUCAGAGGAUACGUCGGGAAUAAAUCGGCGACAUUCCCUUUGCAGGUGCUGGGUUUUGAGGUGGACUCAAUCAACUCAGUGCAGUUCUCCAAUCAUACAGGCUACCCCCACUGGAAAGGCCAAGUCCUCACUGCUGACGAGCUAAAUGUUCUGUACGAGGGCAUCAAACUCAACAACGUCAACCACUAUGACUAUGUGCUAACAGGGUACACCAGAGACAAGUCCUUCCUGGAGACAGUGGUGGACAUUGUGCAGGAGCUGAAGAGAGCGAAUCCAAACCUGGUGUACGUGUGUGACCCUGUACUUGGAGACCAUGGCUCAAUGUAUGUUCCAGAGAACCUGCUCCCUGUUUACAAGAGCAAAGUGCUCCCCGUGGCUGAAGUCCUAACACCAAACCAGUUUGAGGCGGAGCUGCUAACAGGGAAAACCAUCAGUACGGAGAAGGACGCUGUAGAGGUGAUGGACCUGCUCCACAACAUGGGCCCUGAUACUGUGGUCAUCACCAGCUCUGACCUUCCCUCCCGAACGGGGGAGCAGUUACUGGUGGCCCUGGGGAGCCAGAGAACAGUGAAGCCGGACGGAACCACGGACACCCAGCGGAUCAGGAUGGAGAUCCCCAAGGUGGACGCAGAGUUUGUGGGGACAGGCGAUCUGUUUGCUGCAAUGCUGCUAGCUUGGACUCACCAUCACCCCAAAGACCUGAAGGCAGCUUGUGAGAAGACUGUCUCAGUCAUGCACCACGUGAUUCAGAGGACCAUAUCCUGUGCACACAAAAUGGCGGGAGCAGGUCAGAAGCCCAGCCCAGCGCAGUUGGAACUGCGUAUGGUGCAGAGCAAAGCGGACAUUGAGAGCCCAGACAUCGUUAUAGAGGCCACCGUGCUCUAGGACAGCCCUCCCCCCUUCCGCCACACAACCGCACAAUAUAGAGACGCUGUACAUUUUGACCUGUGAUGUGACAUUGCCUUAGAGUUGCUUCCUGACCAGAUUUCCAUGAGCCAAGAGCCGGGCACAAGCAGAAGGAAGAGAUGCGCUGUUGGGGUGGGUGUGGGAGGGAGAGACUGGGAGACUGUGCAGAGUCAGUUGCAUAGAUAUCUCACUUCCUGUCUCUCACGUCUUGUGUAGCGACCUGUCUGAGCGCCUGUAGCAUCUCACAGUGCAACAGGGCAGCCACACAGUUCUAUGGUGCACCUCUGUGUUCACCAGAGUGGACCAUGGUUGUGAGAGUACCCCCAAACUCCCUCCUUCUCUCCAGGGUUCACCGUUCUUGUGCUUGUGGGUUCAUUUUUUUGCCGUUAGGAAAACUGCCGGUUUUUGACAACAUUCCUUGGGUACUGAUUGGACCUCAUCCUGCUGGUCCAAUGUUGGUCCUAUUGCAGUCUUUAGUCAAAAAUGUGACCCCUGUGGUAGUUAUGUGCAGAGUAGACCUCUGAUGCAUCCACAAGAAGUAUGGAAUUAGAUUUUUAAGAAUGGACCCACCCGUCGAUGGCCACGUGCUCCACCAUCCUUGUGCAGACUGAAGCAGUAACUCUCACAGGAGAAUGAAAAUGACUGCAUUAAACACGCAUUUUUUAACAUUCAGAGGUUCAACUUGGUAGCAGCUUAAUUUGAAUAUCUAAUCUGCACCAUUAACAGUAUCUUUUAUUUAAAUUACUGUAGAAAUGUCGCCUUUGUGCGUGUAAGUAACAUGGAUGUCUUACGCAAUUUUCAACUUUGCACAUUUCCAACUUCCCGUUACUUCUUCGCUCUUUUGUUCCUUUUGAAAAAAUGAAAUAUCAAACAUUAAAAAAAUUCAAAUGUAAUGUUUAUGUUAAUGUAUUUUAACAUAGUUUUUAUUCUAUGAUUUGAAGAUUGUUGACAUGAAAUGGCAUUUACUCCCUUUUAUUUUAAGGACUUGCAAUGAUAAUCACACACUGUAAAUUGAUUCUUAAAACAUGGUAAAUAUACUCAUCACGCUUUGAUUUUGUAUUAUUAAAAGGCAUAUUGCAUUUCAUAAAAUGGAAACAUUCAAUGAUAUGACCAGUGUCAAAAUGCCUCUGUGUAGUGUAGUCAGAAGCAAUCAUGUAAAAAUGUUUCUUGAAUUUGUAGCAAUGAAAAGAAAUGGAAGUUGGUCAUUCUUUAUGAUGUUAGAAAGUACCAAUUUUCCGAUAACUUACAAAUAAAACCUAAAUCUUUUUAUUAAAA